Molecule: messenger RNA, 543 nt
Organism: Dibothriocephalus latus
Lineage: Eukaryota; Metazoa; Platyhelminthes; Cestoda; Diphyllobothriidea; Diphyllobothriidae
Source: the annotation of a GenBank genome assembly
AUGUUAAUUUUUAAAGGUGUCGGUGGCAGUGGUAGACAAAGUGCAGCACGCCUGGCAGCCCAUAUGUCUGACUUUGAGUUCUUCACCAUCGAGAUUUCUCGUAACUACGGCGUGAAUGAAUGGCAUGACGACUUGAAACGUCUGCUAGUCAAGGCUGGAGUCACUUGCAAACCCACUGUCUUCUUCUUCUCCGAUGGGCAAAUUAAGAAGGAGUCCUUCAUGGAGGAUCUGUCCAUGCUUUUGAACUCAGGUGAUCUGCCAAACCUGUUUCCGGCGGACGAGAAGGCCGACAUUUUGGACAAGAUGCAAAACAUCGCGAGGGGAGAGGGUCGAAAGAUCGAUUCAACGCCCUUGGCCAUGUACAACUUUUUCAUUGAAAAGGUGCGGAAGAAUUUACACAUAGUACUAGAAAUGAGUCCAAUUGGUGAUGCUUUCCGCACGCGCCUUCGUAUGUUCCCCUCGCUCAUCAACUGCUGCACUAUCGACUGGUUUCAGGUUCGUUUAACUUCCCGGCCUGGGAAUUUGAAUUUCAUCCUUCUUUAA